AUGAGGCCAAGACAAACUCUGAAUCCUGCCAUCCCCAGAGGAGCGGAUCCAUCUGGUGUCCUAUCCACAUUUGGCAAGGAGAGGAAGGCAAGGAGAGGAAGGCAAGGAGAGGAAGGCAAGGAGAGGAAGGCAAGGAGAGGAAGGCAAGGAGAGGAAGGCAAGGAGAGGAAGGCAAGGAGAGGAAGGCAAGGAGAGGAAGGCAAGGAGAGGAAGGCAAGGAGAGGAAGGCAAGGAGAGGAAGGCAAGGAGAGGAAGGCAAGGAGAGGAAGGCAAGGAGAGGAAGGCAAGGAGAGGAAGGCAAGGAGAGGAAGGCAAGGAGAGGAAGGCAAGGAGAGGAAGGCAAGGAGAGGAAGGCAAGGAGAGGAAGGCAAGGAGAGGAAGGCAAGGAGAGGAAGGCAAGGAGAGGAAGGCAAGGAGAGGAAGGCAAGGAGAGGAAGGCAAGGAGAGGAAGGCAAGGAGAGGAAGGCAAGGAGAGGAAGGCAAGGAGAGGAAGGCAAGGAGAGGAAGGCAAGGAGAGGAAGGCAAGGAGAGGAAGGCAAGGAGAGGAAGGCAAGGAGAGGAAGGCAAGGAGAGGAAGGCAAGGAGAGGAAGGCAAGGAGAGGAAGGCAAGGAGAGGAAGGCAAGGAGAGGAAGGCAAGGAGAGGAAGGCAAGGAGAGGAAGGCAAGGAGAGGAAGGCAAGGAGAGGAAGGCAAGGAGAGGAAGGCAAGGAGAGGAAGGCAAGGAGAGGAAGGCAAGGAGAGGAAGGCAAGGAGAGGAAGGCAAGGAGAGGAAGGCAAGGAGAGGAAGGCAAGGAGAGGAAGGCAAGGGAAAGUGGACGUUAA
Molecule: messenger RNA, 822 nt
Organism: Schistocerca serialis cubense
Lineage: Eukaryota; Metazoa; Arthropoda; Insecta; Orthoptera; Acrididae
Product: octapeptide-repeat protein T2-like
Exons: 2
Coding region: 1-822 (273 amino acids)
Source: RefSeq, a predicted model, not a curated record